This is a messenger RNA of Oryzias latipes (Japanese medaka), 3363 nucleotides long. It is a transcript of the gene arhgef4, whose product is annotated as Rho guanine nucleotide exchange factor (GEF) 4. NCBI's taxonomy places the organism in Eukaryota, Metazoa, Chordata, Actinopteri, Beloniformes, Adrianichthyidae. The record is from RefSeq and is a predicted model, not a curated record. Gene Ontology annotation, biological process: intracellular signal transduction. Gene Ontology annotation, molecular function: guanyl-nucleotide exchange factor activity; protein binding.
GAAGGAGAGGAAAAAAGGAAAAACGGUUCAUUCUGGUAGUCGGAGCGAUGAGGGAGCACCAUUUUAGGAGGUGCUUUUGAUGGAGGAGCCAGACUCUGGGAAUGAGAGGACGGAGUCUGAGUGGAAGCAAACGUGCGCAGACCGCUGUGAACGGAGACGAUGACAGAAGAGGAGCUGGGAUCCAGAGCGAUGAAGCAUCCUUCCCUUUGAUCCUGAGCAAACACCAGUGAGGAGGAAGCAGGAGAAGAACUGCUAAGUCAGUGAAGGAAAGCAGCGGAAAAGAGAGGAGGAGCCGCCGUGCUGACCCCCCCCCCGCAGUCAUCGGGCACUCGGCCCCCACCGGCAGGCCGCGGCGGCGCAGCACAUCGCCAAGGUGGCAGGAGAAGCUGGAGCUGAGCGGAGGUGGACAGCAGCCCGAGACGACAGCGACAGAGAGAGCCGAGGAGGCGGCGAAACGGUGUGGUGUGGAGGCUCGGUGCUGAGGGAGAGGCGGUGGGGGAGGGGAGGCGGUCCUGUGGAGACAGAGGAGGAGGCGAGGAGACUGAUGGCGCGCGGCGGCGGCGGCGCUGGGCGGUGGAGCAGGCAGAGGAUGGGCUUCCUGAAUACUGUGCUGCGCUGCAACCUGCCCCCCGAAACACAGAAGGUGGUGGUGUUCUUCAUCAUGAUGCUGCUCAUCAUCAUCAACGUGGUGCUCAUGUUUCUGCUGGCCUUCCAGUAGAGCGCGGACACACACACACACACACACACACGGGCACAUGAGGAGGACACCAGACAGACGGAGGCUGCACCGGAGGCGCUCUCGGACCCUCGGACUCGGCAGCAGAGGAGCUCAGCUGAUCAGCGAUGGCAGCGUCGUCUUCGCCGAGGCUCUGUGGGAUCACGUCACCAUGGACGUGCAGGAGCUGGGCUUCAAAGCUGGUGACGUCAUAGAGGUGGUGGAUGCAACCGACAAGGAGUGGUGGUGGGGUCGCAUCAUGGACAGUGAGGGCUGGUUUCCUGCCAGCUUUGUUCGGUUGCGUGUAAAUCAGGAUGAACCAAUGGAGGAGUAUCUGGCACAUCUAGGGGAGAUUCAGGCUCUUGAUGAAGGCCAGGCCAGUCUCGGUUCUCUAUCAGGACCUGGCCUACCCUGCAAAGAACAAAUGAGAACCAAUGUCAUCAAUGAGAUCAUGAGCACCGAACAAGACUACAUCAAGCAUCUGAAGGACAUAUGUGAGGGUUAUAUCAAACAGUGCCGUAAGAGGACAGACAUGUUCACUGAAGACCAGCUGCGCACAAUCUUUGGGAACAUCGAAGACAUAUACCGAUUCCAGAGGAAGUUCCUGAAAACCUUGGAGAAGAGAUUCAACAAGGAGCAGCCGCAUCUCAGCGAGAUUGGCUGCUGCUUCUUAGAAUAUCAAACAGAUUUCCAGAUUUAUUCAGAGUAUUGCAACAACCACCCCAAUGCCUGCGUCCAGCUCUCCAAACUGAUGAAGGUCAACAAGUACGUCUUCUUCUUUGAAGCCUGCCGGCUGCUGCAGAGGAUGAUCGACAUUUCUCUGGACGGCUUCCUGCUCACUCCAGUUCAGAAGAUCUGCAAAUAUCCGCUGCAGCUGGCUGAACUGCUCAAAUACACCAACCCUCAGCACAGGGACUACAAAGACGUUGACGCUGCCCUAAAUGCCAUGAAAAAUGUUGCCAGGCUUAUCAAUGAGAGGAAACGGCGCCUUGAAAACAUUGAGAAGAUUGCCCGCUGGCAGAGCUCCAUAGAGGACUGGGAGGGGGAGGAUGUUCUCAGCAGAAGCUCUGAACUCAUCUUUUCUGGGGAGUUAACCAAGCUGUCCCAGCCUCAGAACAAGAGUCAGCAGAGAAUGUUUUUUCUCUUCGAUCAUCAGAUGAUUUACUGUAAAAAGGAUCUCCUGCGCCGGGACAUGCUGUACUACAAAGGCCGGCUGGAAAUGGACCAGAUGGAAGUGAUAGACCUGGAGGACGGCAGAGAGAAAGAUUUCAAUAUAAGUGUAAAAAAUGCCCUGAAGCUGCGAUCCUUAAAUACAGAAGAAAUCCACAUUUUGUGUACCAAGAAACCUGAGCAGAAAGCGCGCUGGCUCAGAGCCUUCGCCGAUGAGAGACGGCAGGUCCUUCAUGACCGUGAGACAGGCUUUUCUCUGACUGACCUGCAGAAGAAACAGGCCAUGCUAAAUGCCUGUAAAAGCCAUCCAGCUGGGAAGCCCAAAGCGGUGACCAGACCCUACUGUGACUUCCUGCUCCGGCAGAAACACCCGUCCCUGCCCACCGCUCUGCCACAGCAGCAGGUCUUCAUGCUGGCCGAGCCCAAGCGCAAGACCACCUUCUGGCAUAACAUCGGCAGGUUGACACCUUUCAAGAAGUGAAAGGAAGAAAAAAAUGGUUCAAGUGAAGUUGUGGAAGAAGGAAACGAAGGAGAAGAUGAGGAGCUCUCUGCCCGUGCCUGAAUAAAUCCUUUUAAAAUAGUCCUAUUUCUAUCCUGCACUUAACUUUUUGUGGAUUGAUACGCUGAGCUGUAUAGACGAAGAUUAUUAUGAUGAGGAUGAGAUUAUUCAUUGAAAGCACUUUAUAGGUUGGCUGAUGAUAAGACUUUAGGGGUCUCCUGGACAGAAAAGGUGAACCCUUGCUUCAUCAAACGUCAGUAGCUGCGACGGUUCUGCUUCAGGAGACUGUAAGAAGAAUGACUGGACUGCCUCUGUGAAACCAAGCCGUUGCUGUUGGAAGGCUUUCGAUGUGCGUCCUCUUAGGGCGGAGGGAGAAUUGUGCUAAGGAGGACGUUUCGUGGCUCUCUCUGUCCCCGCCUGUCCUUCCAGUAUCAUUUCAACCACGUUUUAGGUGUUUUGUGGUCUUCGUGUGAGAACAUUGGUUCUGUACUUCUCUGGUGCAGUGGUGGUGUUGUGCAAACAUUUGUACACUGCUGCCGAAAGAUCAGAUGUUUUGGACUGAGCCAACAGCGGCACCCCCUCAUCAACCCCCCCCCCCCAGGAAUGGACCUUCCUGAGUCUGACCCUCAAGCCUGCUCAUAAGAGUUAAUCACCCACAGCCUCUUUCAUUUUGGUUUCUUUUAUGAAGUGCCAUUGGUGUGACACGGACAACCUGCCAUGACAUGCAUGGAUGUGACAAAGAAACUGUGAACAAUAUUUUUUUAGCUUUGGAAACUUCUGCUAUAAUUAUUGACCAGACUCAUGUUCUCGUGUCAGCCUGUGCUCAUGCUAUCCGGCAUUCCUGCUCUGUUGACCUGGUAUCCAGUAUAAUCUCCCGUCACAUUAAUGCAGCCUGGUGAUUUGCAUUCAGUGAAGGACUCUUUCCAACUUUAUAUUCUAAUGUUCAAAUGUAUUAAACGUUUCUUAGCUGAAUAACGGA